AUGCCUUACAACAACACGCCGAUAGCGCCAAACAAGGAAAUCACAGGUCAUGUGUCACUUCCUCUCGCACGUGUGCAAAAGAUAAUUCAAGCGGACCCCGAACGCAUCACAACCUCCAAGAAUGCUGCCUUCGCCAUCGCAUUGGCCACGGAAAUGUUUAUUCAACACCUCGCACAAACCACACACAACGUCGUCAAAGCCGAACGCAAGCCGCGCCGCAAUAUUCAAUACCGCGAUGUCAGUAGUGCGAUAGCGAAGACGGAUAACCUCGAGUUCCUGGUCGAUGUCGCGCCUAAGACGAGCACAUGGGGAACCGUGAAGAAGAAGUUGGAAGAGAAAGAGAAGGAGGACGCGAAGAAGAAGGAGAAGGAUGGCAAGAAGGACGGAGCGGUGAACGGACAGAAGACGUUGGAUGGUCCUAUUGAGACGGCUGAGGAUGAUGCGGACAAGGACAAGGACACGCAUACCAACGGCGGUGCAACAGCCUCGCCUACACCAGCGAAACCACUCGAGACGCCUGAUGCCAUGGAAGUCGACCAAGAGGUCCAGCGUGUAGAGGACAGCGAACCAGAAGAGGACGCUGCAGCUAUGCAAAUCGAGAUGGAAAUGCGUGGCCCGCCCCGUCAACCCACGGCGAGUGUAAGGAAGAGUCCAGAAGCCAGGCGGUCGACUGGUGGAUUUACUGCGAUUAAUGGCCAAAGGUGA
This is a messenger RNA of Alternaria atra, 705 nucleotides long. RefSeq lists its product as uncharacterized. Gene Ontology annotation, cellular component: nucleus; CHRAC. Gene Ontology annotation, molecular function: protein heterodimerization activity. Bases 1 to 705 code for a protein of 234 amino acids. Lineage: Eukaryota; Fungi; Ascomycota; Dothideomycetes; Pleosporales; Pleosporaceae. The transcript is spliced from 2 exons. The record is from RefSeq and is a predicted model, not a curated record.